CACGUCUCUCCAGGUUGCCGCGGAAAUCUGCCGAGAUGAGAUGAGUGAGGCCUCGCUGAAUUAAAAGAGGGGGGGGGAGGCCUCGCGAUUUUCCCAGUCUCGCGCGAUUUUCUUUUCAAACGUAUUUCUGUCCGUGUUGAUCUUUUGUUGGACGCAGAGUUCCAGAGCUCUUUAGAGGAGGCCGACCGCCCGAGUGAGGAAAACAAGGAACUGCUGGUUGCAUCUGCAUUGCAUUUGAACUUCCCAGAGGCUACUGGGAAGAGAGCUGCUAGCUGUGAGUUCAGGGGGAGUGAAACAAAGUCCAGUGGACCAAGGACACUUCAACAAUUUCAUGCCUGAAGAGUAGCAUUGGCACCUGUGGAUUCCAUGUCUUUCCUUGUAAGUAAACCAGAACGAAUUAGGCGGUGGAUGUCUGAAAAAUUUAUUCUUGAGGGCUUAAGGGAAUUGGAACUCUUUGGAGAACAAAGAGAUUGGAGAGAAAAAGAUUUCAAGAAAACCAAUGAGGCAAGUUCAGAGUCAAUAACAACUUCCCCAAAGAGGGACAACAUGAGCAGUUAUCUGCCUGACAUCAGUUGUUAUGAGUUACUGACCAUAAUAGGAAAAGGUUUUGAGGAAUUAAUGACUGUGAAUCUGGCACAAUAUAAACCAAGUGGGGAAUUUGUCACUGUCCGGAGAGUCAACUUAGAGGCCUGCACCAAUGAGAUGGUAGCAUUUUUGCAGGGUGAGCUUCAUGUCUCAAAAUUCUUCAGCCACCCCAACUUAGUGCCAUAUAAAGCAGCCUUCAUAGCUGACAAUGAACUAUGGGUUGUUACAUCAUUCAUGGCAUAUGGUUCUGCCAAAGAUUUAAUACGUACACAUUUUAUGGAUGGUAUGAGUGAAUUAGCUAUGGCUUACAUCCUUCAAGGGGUAUUGAAAGCUCUUGAUUAUAUACACCAUAUGGGUUAUGUUCAUAGGAGUGUGAAGGCCAGUCAUAUCCUGAUAUCUGCAGAUGGAAAAGUAUAUCUUUCUGGCUUGCGCAGUAACCUCAGUAUGAUCAGCCAUGGUCAGCGUCUCAAAGUAGUUCAUGAUUUCCCCAAAUUUAGCAUUAAAGUUCUACCAUGGCUUAGUCCAGAGGUCUUGCAGCAGAACCUACAAGGCUAUGAUGCAAAAUCUGAUAUCUAUAGUGUAGGAAUAACAGCCUGUGAGCUAGCAAAUGGCCAUGUUCCAUUCAAAGAUAUGCCUGCAACACAGAUGCUUUUGGAGAAACUCAAUGGAACUGUCCCUUGUCUACUAGACACAACUACUAUUCCUCCAGAGGAGCUGACUAUGAAACCAUCACGCUCUGGGGCUAGCAGUAGUCUUGGAGAAGGCAUGGCAGCCAGCAAUGCUAGAACCUCUAAUGGUGAAGCAGCACUGCACCCUUACCACCGUACUUUCUCAUCAUAUUUUCACAACUUUGUAGAACAAUGCUUGCAAAGGAACCCAGACUUGAGGCCAAGUGCAAAUGCAUUGCUGAACCAUUCUUUUUUCAAACAGAUCAAACAUCGGGCAUCUGAAGCACUUCCUGAACUGCUAUAUCCUGUCAUGCCAAUUACCAGUUUUGAAGGGAUGCAGACACAAGAUCCUAGCCAUAUAUUUGGAUUGGCUUCCAAUAUGGAGCAGCUUGAGAUGGAUGAUUGGGAAUUCUAGGUUAUCAAUAGAAGAACAUUGUGAAAUAUUUUUACAAAGCAAUCUGCUCAAUACACUGCAGUUUCUUGCAUAGGAAGUUGUUCUAGCUGACAUUUGCAUUAAAAUAAAGCCUGGGCUUUGAGAGGAAAAAAUUAACAAUAUUGUAUUGAAUUUUGGUUGCAAGACAUAAAAUAUAUGUGCUCAAUUGUUUUUUAAUGAAACCAAAAUCUUUUAGUAGGUUUGCCAGUGGUCCCAAGGAACUGAGUGCCAUGCACUUAAAAAAAACCCAAUAAAAAUCUACUCAGAAUUGCUUACUAGCAGGAAGAAAUCCUAUUGACAUAGGGUUAGAAUAUGAAGAUAUCUUUAAUUGUAUCUAACAAGGUAAUUUGGAAUUCCUUCCUAUAAUGAAUCGUCCCAACUUGUGUAGUAAUGUUUCAUUCUUCUUCUAUAUACUUAAUCGUUGUUCAAUCAAACAUUGAGCCAAAACUUUUCUGGCAAACUAGCAUUUGCAGGUUGUAAGUAUUCAUGUCUUAAGCUGUAUUUCUUGCCAAUAAAAGAUUUCUGCAUUU
This is a messenger RNA of Thamnophis elegans (Western terrestrial garter snake), 2216 nucleotides long. It is a transcript of the gene STRADA, whose product is annotated as STE20 related adaptor alpha. Gene Ontology annotation, biological process: protein phosphorylation. Gene Ontology annotation, molecular function: protein serine/threonine kinase activator activity; ATP binding; protein kinase activity. The transcript has 14 exons. Bases 367 to 1668 code for a protein of 433 amino acids. The record is from RefSeq and is a predicted model, not a curated record. Lineage: Eukaryota; Metazoa; Chordata; Lepidosauria; Squamata; Natricidae.